AUGAGGCGAGUACAGCAACAACGCACGGACAGCUGGGAAGACAGCCCUCCUGCGUCUCCUGCUGCUGCUGAUGAUGAUGACCCGCAGCAGCAGCAGCAGCAGCAGCAGUUGAUGCUAGAAGAGCUGUUGGAGGAGAGCCCCAGGGCCCUGGCUAUGCUGCGCAGCAGAUCGCGGCUUAUGUGGUCGCGGAGCCUAGACGAAACCCAGCAGCAGCAGCAGCAGCAGCAGCAGCAGCAGCAGCAGCAGAAGCAGCAGCAGCAGCAGAGGCGGAGGCACACGGAUCUGCACGACAGCGACAGCCUCACGUCCUACGAUAUCAUUCGGCAGCAGCUGCAGCUCAACGAGCUCAAGGCGCAGCAGCAGCAAAGACACCUGCUGCAGCUGCAGCAGCAGCAACAACUACUGCAGGAUCAACAGGCACAGCCGCUACAGUACCGGGAGCCGGAACAGCAGCAGCAGCGGCAACAGCAGCACCAGCAGCUGCAAGAACGGCAGCAGCAGCUGCUGCAAGAGCAGCGCCAGCAGCAGCAGCAGCAGCAGCAGCAGCAGCAAGAUGAAGAGUUGAGUGGUUCUGUGCUGGCGCAGACACUGGAGCAAGACGAUGCGGCGUUGGGUUUAAUGCGCCGACAGUCCCGAAUGCUCUGGUCUCGCAGCAUCGAAGCGCAGCAGCAGCAGCAGCAGCAGCAGCAGCAGAAGCAGCAGCAGAGACGCAGCAGCGUCGUGGGCGAGCCGAAACAUCGCCGCUAUUUUGCUGCGGCGAACUCCACGGACUCGUUGGCGUCUCUUCAAUCACUGCAGCAGCAGCAGCAACAGCAGCAGCUGCAGCGCGCGCAGCAGCAGCGCCAGCUAUCGCGGCAGUACACUGAAAGAACAGCUGCAAGAGCAGCAAUUCCAGCAGUAACAGCAGCAGCAGAAGCAGCAGCAAUGUAA
Eimeria acervulina is the source of this 930-nucleotide messenger RNA. RefSeq lists its product as hypothetical. The coding region runs from base 1 to 930 and encodes 309 amino acids. Lineage: Eukaryota; Apicomplexa; Conoidasida; Eucoccidiorida; Eimeriidae. The record is from RefSeq and is a predicted model, not a curated record. The transcript has a single exon.